Hirsutella rhossiliensis is the source of this 2856-nucleotide messenger RNA. Its product is annotated as MCM2/3/5 family domain-containing protein. The transcript is spliced from 3 exons. Gene Ontology annotation, molecular function: single-stranded DNA binding; ATP binding; single-stranded 3'-5' DNA helicase activity. Lineage: Eukaryota; Fungi; Ascomycota; Sordariomycetes; Hypocreales; Ophiocordycipitaceae. Bases 1 to 2856 code for a protein of 951 amino acids. Gene Ontology annotation, biological process: DNA replication initiation; mitotic DNA replication; double-strand break repair via break-induced replication. The record is from RefSeq and is a predicted model, not a curated record. Gene Ontology annotation, cellular component: nucleus; MCM complex.
AUGGCUCCCUCCAGCGACACCGGCCACCUCAUGUCGGAUGCGCCGACGUAUGCCGCUGCGCAGAAACGCCUCCCCGGCUUUCCCUCGUCGUCUUCGGCGCGGCCCCGCGGCCCUCCGUCGGAGAACCUGGGCGCCCCCAGCGAUGACGAGGGCGAUGGCUUCGCCGACGACCAGGUGCCCCGGAGUUCGCGCGUCCCGGACGCCUCCAACGUCCCGCGCGUCGAGGACAGAAUCGGCUUGCUCGUCCAGGAACACUUUGAGGCCUUUAUAGAGAGCUUUGUCGAGGAUCCCCUCUCCUCGGGCGUGCCCACGUCGAGUGCCGUCACCACGGACAAGUACUACAUUGCCCAGAUCAAGGGCAUGCGCAACUUCCAGCUCUCCACCUUUUACGUCGACUACAAGCAUCUCGCGUCGUGGGAAAACGGCAGCUUGGCCGACGGCGUCAUGCGCCAGUACUAUCGCUUCCUCCCCUUUCUCACCGCCGCCCUCCACAGCAUGAUUGCCAAGUACGAGCCCCAAUACUUCCGCGAGCACCGUCAGCCCACCGCCUCGACCAACCAGGCAACCUCGGUCGCCAGCCAGUUCGGCUCCGGCAGCCAGAGCGAAUCGUCGCACCGCAAGAACGAGCACCAGCAGACGGACAAGCUCUUCUCAAUCGCCUUUUACAACCUCCCGCUCGUUUCCCGCGUGCGCAGCCUGCGCGCCGCCAACAUUGGUCAGCUGCUCUCAAUCUCCGGCACCGUGACGAGAACGUCCGAGGUGCGCCCGGAGCUGUCGCUGGCCACCUUUGUCUGCGAGGCUUGCCGGGCCGUCGUCCCCAACGUGGAGCAGACUUUCCGCUACACGGAGCCUACCCAGUGUCCCAACAACGUGUGCUCGAACCGCGUCGCCUGGCAGCUGGAUAUCCGCCACAGCACUUUUGUCGACUGGCAGAAGGUGCGCAUCCAGGAGAACAGCUCCGAGAUUCCCACGGGCAGCAUGCCGCGGACACUCGACGUCAUCCUCCGAGGCGAGAUUGUCGAUCGUGCCAAGGCCGGGGAAAAGUGCAUCUUCACAGGCGCCCUGAUUGUCGUCCCAGACGUUAGCCAGCUCGGCCUGCCGGGCCUGAGGCCGACUGCCGUGCGCGAUGACCGCGGCGCAUCCCGCGGCGCCGAUGCCGGCGGAAGCGGCGUCACUGGGCUCAAGGCCCUGGGUGUCCGCGAUCUCACCUACCGACUGGCCUUUCUCGCCUGCAUGGUGGUCUCGGACACGACGGGAUCAGGCCGGUCUGCGGCUAGUGGUGCCGCGGACGUCAUCAAUGCCCUGACCCAGAACCAAGCCGUCGAGGGGGCCGAGUCGGUCGAGGAAGCCCAGGCCGCCGUCCUGGCCUCCAUGAACCCCUCCGAGAUCGAGGAUCUGCGGGCCAUGGUGCAUGGAGACCACAUUUACUCGCGCAUGGUGCAGUCCAUCGCCCCGACCGUCUACGGCCACGAGGUGGUCAAAAAGGGCCUUCUCCUUCAGCUCAUGUCGGGUGUCCACAAGACGACGCCCGAGGGCAUGCAGCUCCGCGGCGACAUCAACAUCUGCAUCGUCGGCGACCCCUCGACUUCCAAAUCCCAGUUUCUCAAGUACGUGUGCUCCUUUGCCCCACGCGCCGUCUACACGAGCGGCAAGGCGUCCUCGGCCGCCGGUCUCACGGCCGCCGUGAUCAAGGACGAGGAGACGGGUGAGUUCACAAUCGAGGCCGGGGCCCUCAUGCUGGCAGACAACGGCAUCUGCGCCAUCGACGAGUUCGACAAGAUGGACAUUGGCGACCAGGUCGCCAUCCAUGAGGCCAUGGAGCAGCAGACAAUCUCCAUCGCAAAGGCCGGCAUCCAGGCGACCCUGAACGCGCGCACGAGCAUCCUCGCCGCCGCGAAUCCCGUCGGGGGCCGCUACAACCGCAAGACGACGCUGCGGAGCAACAUCAACAUGUCGGCGCCCAUCAUGUCGCGCUUCGAUCUCUUCUUCGUCGUCCUCGACGAGUGCAACGAGCAAGUCGACCGCCACCUCGCCGAGCACAUUGUCGGCAUCCACCAGCUGCGCGACGACGCCAUCGAGCCCGAGUUCAGCACCGAGCAGCUGCAGCGGUACAUCCGCUUCGCCAGGACCUUCCGGCCCGAGCUCACCGACGAGGCAAAGGAGGUGCUCGUGGAGAAGUACAAGGACCUGCGGGCCGACGACGCGCAGGGUGGCGUGGGCAAGAACUCGUACCGCAUUACGGUGCGUCAGCUGGAGAGCAUGAUUCGCCUGAGCGAGGCCAUCGCGAAAGUCAACUGCGUCGAGGAGAUUAGCCCGGAGAUGGUGGUUGAGGCGUACGACUUGCUCCGUCAGAGCAUCAUCUCGGUCGAGCACGACGACGUCGAGAUGUACGACGAGGGAGAGGAGCACGACGACAGCGAGGCGCUGCGCCGUGCCGCCGACGCGGCUUCCGGGGCGGCGCAGCGGGACAGCGAUGCGGCCAUGGCUGUCGACGGGGGCGAGCAACCCGCCGAGGCCGCCAAGAAGAAGCAGACAAUCUCGUACGAAAAGUACAUCAAGAUGGUCAACCUGUUUGUGCAGCGCGUCAACGACGACGAGAGCGGCAGCGGCGACGGGGUCGACGGCGACGUCCUCGUCAACUGGUACCUCGAACAGCUCGAGGAGGACCUGGACGGCGAGGAGAGCUACCACGCGGAAAAGGCCCUGGCCAACAUGGUGCUCAGGAAGAUGGUCAAGGACAACCUCCUCAUGGCCCUCAGAGGAGAAGGCCUCGUAGACGGCGCCACGAGCGAGGCCGCCGAGGCCGCCGGCGUCGUCUACGUCAUCCACCCCAACUGCGCCGUCGAGGAGUUUUGA